UUUUUAUUUGCGUUUUUUGACAGUCGACUGCAUUUUGUAAAUAAACAUUGCGUAGAUAAGCUGCUGAUAGUUGUGCCACUAUUUUCCCAAAAGAAUUUCCAUGGAAAAUGCCCAGAAAAAAGGAUUUUCACGAUAAUAUCGUUUCGAAACCUCCCGAGAAACGCCCAUUCAACGUGAUCCCUUUCGAGUGCGCCGAGGUAAAAUCCGAACCGGAAGACCACUCCGGCGAUGCUCAACCGGAAAUCUUCGUCGCUUGGUCCUCGCAUAGGACCAGCAGUGUGGCCACUCAAACUUCGAAACGCCACACCGCGAACCGUGCCGUUCAGGCGGAUUUGCUCCCGGUGGUGAAGGAUUCCAUUGUUUCGGGCACGACGGUGGACGAACCUCUGGGGCCGGAUUUGACCAAAGGAGCGAUCGAGAAGCAGUGCCGCAUCUGCCUGCGACGACUUCCGGAGGCCAGUCUGGCGUACAUUUUGUUCCCGCAAAAGACGCGCAUUUUGACCACGCUGGGCGUGAAGGUCUAUCUGGGGGACGCCUAUCCGUUCAUCUGCCGGAACUGUGCCGCACUGGUGGACUUGAUGUACGACUUCCGGAGCGCGUGCGUUAAGGCACGAAACAUGCUGGUUCAUGAGCGGAAGUCGCUCGCGGGUGACGGAUGGGAUUGUGACGAGAACUUGGGGACGAUUCUGCGGGUGAAAUCGCUGGUCGAAUCGCACCGAAGAGAGGUGGACGCCGCCUAUGAGCUGUCCUCGCUUAGCAAGGGCACUUCUUGUGGGCAGGAGGAAGAGGAGGACGUUAAAAUAAAACCCGAGGCGAUCGAACUGGUGAUGGUGGAACCAACGCCUAUCGAAUCGUCCUCCUCCGAUGAAGACGACGAUUCCAGCAAUCAUUCCUUAAAAAUUGAUAACGGUGGAGGUCACUCCGAUUCCGGCUCCGAAAGUGACUCUCCGGUGGAAGGGGACAAUCCAAGUCCACCUCCGAGCUCACCGCCGCCGAAAAAGAAGCGGAUACGAAUCGUGACGAAACCGUACAAAAAGAGGCAGAAGAAAAAGCUGAAGGAGGAAUCGGAGGAUGAGGAUCAGUCCAGGGAUGAAGGUGGGAAGGAGAGGAAGCGACGGAAAAAUGCGGCCGACCCGAACAGGAAGCGAGGCGCGUUGUGUGAUUUUUGUGGCGAUUGGGUAGAGUAUCACACGGUGGAGAGUCACAAGAAUCAGCAUUUAGGCAUCAAACCGUACAUCUGCCAAACCGAGGGCUGCAAGCUGGCCUUCUCGUGCCGCAACCUGCUGGUGAAGCACAUCAAGCGCCAGCACGGAGCCGCCGGACCCGAGUACCACGACUGUGACGUGUGCGGCCACCGGAUAAAGGGCCCGAAGGCGGCCCUCAAAAAGCACCAGAAAACCCACACCGAGGAGAAGAACUUUAUCUGCGCUGUAUGUGGAAAAGGCUUCACCACCCAGGGCUACCUCCGGCAGCACUCCAUCAUCCACACCGACCUGAUGCCGUUCGAGUGCGGCGUGUGCCAUCGAAAGUUCAACAACAAGUACAACAUGCUGACCCACGAGAAGAAACACUUCCAGCGGGGCGAAAUGGUGCCAUCGGAAAGCUUCAACCCCGCGGAAUCGAACGCAAACGGUCCCAGAGAAGGUGACCGAGAGGGGGCAGGACAACGACCGGAAGUGACGACGACGACGCUUACGGUGGAACCGGCCGCACCCACUCCGUUGCCACCGUUUGCCGACUAUCAUCACCAAAUGCAGCAGCACCAGCAGCAUCUUCAUCACACCAGUCAUCUUCACCAACAGCCGCACCACCACCAUCCUCAUAUUCAGUUGCUGCAGCUUCAUCCGCCCCAUCCGCAGCAGCACCAGCAGUCCCAUCAUCAACCGUUACUGCACCAGCCGCAGUGAGAGAAGAGUGCAAUUUUUAUUUUUUAUUAUUUUUUUCGUACCUCAAUUCCAAUGAAGGAACUGAAUUGAACUGAGCGAGAUUCACAAUCCAAUUGUGUUAAUAAAAUUGUUAUAGAUUUGCCAAAACGACAAAA
Molecule: messenger RNA, 2041 nt
Organism: Culex quinquefasciatus (southern house mosquito)
Lineage: Eukaryota; Metazoa; Arthropoda; Insecta; Diptera; Culicidae
Product: zinc finger protein 652-B
Exons: 4
Coding region: 108-1907 (599 amino acids)
Cellular component (GO): nucleus
Molecular function (GO): zinc ion binding
Source: RefSeq, a predicted model, not a curated record